Molecule: messenger RNA, 507 nt
Organism: Cannabis sativa
Lineage: Eukaryota; Viridiplantae; Streptophyta; Magnoliopsida; Rosales; Cannabaceae
Exons: 3
Coding region: 1-507 (168 amino acids)
Source: RefSeq, a predicted model, not a curated record
AUGUCUUCCAUUCGCGGUUCUUCUUACUCAGUAGAAGAAGAUGUGCACUUGUGUCGUGUCUAUGUUGACAUUUCUCAAGAUCCAAUCAUAGGAAGAAACCAAACAGGUAAUAAUUUUUGGGCAAUAGUUGAAUCAGAGUACCACAAAGAUAGAAAAUUUAGUAAUAAACCUCGACCAGUAAGAUCUUUGCAAACUCAAAUAUCUACUUUGAAUAGUGAAGUUGCAAAAUUAAGGGGAUGUAUCAACCAAAUUGAAAAUAAAAAUCUAAGUGGUGCUUUAGCAGAAGACAGUUUAUUCAAGCGAAGAUGUGAUAAGCCUAAGAUAAAAAAAUUCCAACACGAAGGUCCUAGUUUCACUUCAUCCAAAUCAUCGUCUCACAAUUUUGAGUCUCCUACAUCGGCAUCCACUGGUAUGAAUUCAUUUGAUCUAAACAUGAAUAAUGAGGAAAUGAAUACUUAUCCAACAGAAAGACCAUGUGGUGUGAAAAAAGUAAAGGAAAACAAUUAG